Homarus americanus (American lobster) is the source of this 6075-nucleotide messenger RNA. RefSeq names its product syntaxin-binding protein 5-like. The coding region runs from base 207 to 2822 and encodes 871 amino acids. The transcript is spliced from 12 exons. Gene Ontology annotation, biological process: regulation of protein secretion; regulation of exocytosis. Gene Ontology annotation, molecular function: myosin II binding; syntaxin binding; GTPase activator activity. Gene Ontology annotation, cellular component: SNARE complex; cytoplasm; plasma membrane. The record is from RefSeq and is a predicted model, not a curated record. NCBI's taxonomy places the organism in Eukaryota, Metazoa, Arthropoda, Malacostraca, Decapoda, Nephropidae.
UUCACACCCAUACCGUUGAGGAGUGGUCAGCAAAAGAGGGCGUCAGGAUUCCAGGCCGAUUUGGUCUGCCUUACGCCCUGGGUGGAGGGUGAACCGCCUGGGGUCAUUACAGCGCUCUCCAUCAACUCCUCUUAUGGGCUUUUGUCCUACGGGAACGAGAGCGGGUUAGUAGUUUCGACUAUAUCGCCAAAUCGUGUCUCCUAAACAUGGGGACCCCAGAGCUGUACGAGGCUGACCCAUACCAGCGUGUUCCCCGAAUCCCCAAGCGGACAGAAUCUUCCAAAGAGGAGGAACAACAACGCUGCAAGUCGCCUGCCUCUGACCAGGAUAUAAUCGAUGUCGGUGGCUCCACAUUUUAUUUCCAUCACGAGAGGACUGAGACGGACCCCUUGGCCAGGGAGGAGGCCAGGAGGUCAGUUUCUCGCAGUGACAGCAAGGGUAAAGGAGACUCAGAGAUGCUUAAGAAACUGUUGAGGAAGGAGAGUAAAGGAGUGGAUAAGAUCAAGGAUGAGAAGAGAAUGUCAGAUGGGAAGUCUGAAACAAAGGUGGAGUUUAUGAAGGUCCUGGGACGGAAGGAGAGUAGAGGGAUGGAGAGUGAGAAGGAAGAGAGAGAUGAGGGGGAGUUUCUUAUGGUGAAGAAGGCGAGCGAGGGCACCGGCCGGGCGGAGACGGAGGAAGAAGGUCUCGGCGACGACGGAGACGAGCCCUCGGUCGGCCUGGAGUUGAGAGUCGACCAACCGAGGUCGAGAUCCGUCACUCCCGAGCAUCAGUCCAGAGUCGAGUUUGACGACGGCAGGACGAACAACAACGAUUCUAAGCGACAUUCUCGCUUCAGGCUGAAGGAACAACUGACAAAGCUCGAUGCCAGGUUGAGGAAGGCGUUCUCCUCGGAACAGACCGCCGCCCUAGAGAACAAUUCAGACUUGUACGCGGAUGAAAUUGCCGUCAUCGGGCCCGACGGGGAGGUGAAGGAGAGAGAAAUGGAAGCUACGGCCGACGACAAAACCGAUGACUACGACGAUACUGAAGAGGCGGAGGAGGUGAGGGAGGACUACGAGGAAGGUGAAGAGAGGGACACCUUAGAUAAGAGGUCCGGCAUUCUCUCGGUGAGUCCCUGGAUAAGUCCCAGAGGAACCCCAAAGACCAGUCCCAGACCGACACCGAGCCCCAUAGACGAGGCCAAGAUCAUCCAACAAGAUCUCGGGGUGAUGGAACAAAACGCCGAGGAAGGAGCCGAUCGAAAAUCCGCUCUGGCACUCUUCGACAAGGACGGCAACCCAGUCCCUCCGCCGAGGCGUAAAGUACGACUGUCGGAGGCCAAACAGAAGAGCAGUAAGGGAUCCCUCAACAGCUACGACUCCAGCGUCUCCCAGGGCACCGCCGGACCUCCGUCGGAUUCACCCGUAGAGAAGGACGAGAGUUCCUCCGACCGCCGGAGACACUCUCACAAGGCCCAGGGUUCGGACGUCACCCCCGUUCAGACUCCCGGCCACCUCGUAGCCACGCCGGCCAACGUAACUAGUCCAAACAGCAAAGGAGCGUUCAAGACUUUUGUCAGCCACAUCACCAAGAGAGGGUCGUCACACGCACUGCAGGACAAGCUUGACGGAUCGUUCAGCCGUUCUCGAUCUUCCAGCAUAAGCAGCCUUGAGAAUAUUAGUAGCGAGGCGAUACAGUGUUUAGCGUUUGUCGACUCUUAUACCAGAAAAAAUGAUACCCAAACGGCACCAACUCUAUGGGUCGGCACUAGUUUAGGGUCGGUAAUACAAGUCAUGGUUUCAUUGCCAUCACAAGAAACUAGAGCAACUACACCUGCCACUGUUUCACCCAGCGGAACCAUUUUUAGGCUAAAGGGGUCAGUGCUGGCGAUGUCGUUCCUAGACUGCAAUGGCGACCUAAUCCCUUACCAGUAUGAGUCAUGGAAGGACGCUAACAGGGAAAGAAAAUUGGAACGAACGCCAACCAAAUCGCUCGUCGACAACAGAAUGUCUCCCACGAAUUCGGCAGAGCAGACGUGGGGAGACAGACAGUUCAUCGUCAUCGCGUCAGAAAAGGUGGCUAGGGUAGUGGCCUUGCCAUCGCAGAACUGUGUGUACAAACAGAUAAUCACGGAGGUGUCUUUUGUCGUCAAGUCAGAAAUUAUUCAGAUAAAAGACAGCGUGUGCUUGGUAUGCUAUGUGGCAACGGGACAUAUUUCUGUCUUUAGUUUGCCAAGUUUGCGUCAGCUGAUCUACGUCGACUUCCUGCCGCUGGUAGACUUAAGUUUUCAGACGAGGAAGACUGGUAUAGUUGAUCCUAUGCUGUCAAUUUGGGGUCAGCAAAUGUUCGUUAACGAGGACACUGAUCAAAUCGCGAGGACUUUUUGCUUCACGAAUUAUGGCCAUGGAAUGUACCUAUGUUCCCCCACUGAAAUACAGAAGUUUACAUUGGCUUGCAAGAUGCUCCAGGACCUGUUAGGGGAGCUGUUCCUCCCCUGCGACAUGCCUGAACCACCAAAACAAAGCUUCUUCAAGGGGCUGUUUGGUGGUGGAAUCUCUCAACUAGAUCGCGAGGAACUCUUUGGCGAAGCGUCCGGUAAGGGCUCUCGCAGCGUAGCCAAGCACUUGCCCGGCCCUACCUCCCAGCUUGAGGGUCUGAACGCUCGGGCCGGAACCAUAGCCGGCGACAUCUCCAGAACUCGCAUGUUGAUGGUCGAACGAGGAGAGAAGUUGGGCCAGUUGGACGAGAAAACGGAGAAGAUGAUGAACGAGGCGGAGGCGUUCUCUUCGGUGGCACAUCAGCUUAUGCUCAAGUACAAGGAUAAAAAAUGGUACCAGCUUUGAAUUGACUCGCAGUAUGAUAUUGGUGAUAAGAGAAACCAGAUAUAAAUAUUUCCUUAAUCUGACACUUGCCAGCUCUGUGAUACGAGGGUUCACUCGCCGGUAACGCUAUGAGGGGAGGCGUGGCAAAACGGCCUCUGUAAUCGGCGAGGCGAAUUGCUCUCUCGUAGGAUCCACUCGUCGAGAAAUGCCACGUAGAUCGCUGACGGUAUUUCUCCACUGCGGUAGUUAUCUCAAGAUUGGUCUUUGUGUGAGGAUCCUGAACAACCCUCCCCCUUGUUAUCUCACAGUUGUUGAUUGGUGUAUCAGAGGUCAACCGAGGUCAACCGAGGCCGUACCGUGUUAGGUGAAGAUAGCCGAGUUGUUAUGACUGGUAUGAUGAUCUUCUCUUAGGGAUAUAAUGUUAAUAAUGUUAUACCUUACUGUCGAGAGGUAGUCAGUGUCGUACUGUUUGUAAAUAAGUAAAAAAUGUACAGAGAACAGUGUAAGAAUGUGCAGUGAGAAGUUGUAGUUACUUGUAAAAUCCCAAGGUUUUUUUUUUUUUCUUCUUUUGUUUGUUUGAAGGUGUGACAACAUAGCCAAACCUGCAGCCUUGGAUAGAGUGUAAAAUGGCUGCACAAUAACAGUUGCACCUUGUGGUUGUGAGCUCUCUCUCUCUCUCUCUCAGCCAGUGGUCCAAACCAUUGCAGUAGAAAGCCUGACCUACCAAGCAAGGAUUCCACCAAUUUCUGUAGGAACCACUUCUAAGAUGUGGUUUAAAAAGAACUGUCGCCAGUAAAUUAAGUCAUUAAAAUUGACCCUAUUCCACCGUGUCGUUUGUUUAGUUCUCAAAUCCACCACUAAUGGCUUCAGGUAACUUAAACCCCUUUUACGAUUAAUCCGCGAAUCAUGCAGUACAGUUAUGGAGGUUUGUUUACGUCUUUACUCCCACAAUGAUCCCGGCUAACCAUCGUUACCCUCUACACCAAUAAGGUUACUAUAUACAGUAGUUCGAUUAGAUGAUUGGUUGAUUAUUAUUUUUAACAAUAUAAGGAUUUGGGAUAUUUUUUCCUAGUCUUGAUUCUUUCUUAAAGUUUGUUGAAGGCUUAGGUAGAAUUUCUUUCAUUAUUCUUCAUCUGGAAGUUAGUGCGGUUACCUCUCAUCACUAAGUCCUAGGUUCAAACACUCCAAGUCAGAUGUGAGAUGGGUGCGAACCAUCCCGAACCAUCCCGAACGUACACAGGCUCACCACACGACAGGUUAGAAAACAGACACAUGGUGAGGAGAGUAAAUUACAAAAACAAAAACCCCGGUUACCACUAAUGGCUGGAAAAGUAACGAGAUAACCAAGAGAAACGAAUAUUGUUUAGUUUUGAGAAUUUUGAAGAAUUAUAUAAACAUCUUAAAGAAAAAUUCUGUCAGGACUCUUCUUCCCAUCUCUGAACCCAGGGACUCAUCAACCUGUGACUCCGAGACAUAACACGGUAUUAACCCCAUAGGUGGUGCACCGGGUGAUGUCUCGGAUUCACUGGUUCAUGAGUCCCCUGGUUCAUGAGUCCCCUGGUUCAUGAGUCCUCGGGUUCAUGAGUCCCCGGGUUCAUGAGUCCCCUGGUUCAUGAGUCCCCUGGUUCAUGAGUCCCCUGGUUCAUAAAUUAGAGAGAUGACUGAUAUGGGUUUGUAUUGGUGGAUGUUUCUCAUGGUCAGGAUUCUAGAGGGUGGGGUAUCUCCUUACUAUAUCAGCCUCCCAGUAAUGGAAUUCCAAACUUGUUUUCACUGAUACGAUACUAAAAGAUUAAGUGAAUGUUGAAUGUUGUUUGAGAGGGAAUGUUAUGAUAGAACACAUCUUUUCCAGCAUUAAGUGAAUGUUGUGUGAGAGGGAACAUGAUCAAGGAGCACAUGAUGAUGAAUGGCCUUUAUAUUAUGGAGAAAAUAUCACUCCUCUUCACUCUGCCUACACCAUCAACAUCUCAAACACACAUGGAUUAAAAACGAUUCUUAUUUGUGCUUUUUUUUAAGUGGAGUGAAGAAUAAGGAAGGAAUUUUUUAUUUUCCGACAAGAUUUACAUUCCUGCGUUUUUUAUAUCCCGUGGGCGGCCUCUUAACAAAUUCAUUUAUCACCCAGACUCCCCCAGACAUACACAAACAAAAUGUCUUUAUAAAAUACAGUUUAUUUAGCCUGAAAUUACAGAUACAUAGUAAAUAAUAACAUGCACGACUGAAGCAAGUGGGAGUCGUGGUGAAAAAUGCGCAUACGGGUUAUGUAACGUGCCGAUGCAGGAUGAGUAACGGGGGUCUUGCUAGGAGGGAAUAGGAUCGACGAUGAAAGACCUUCCUCCAUCGUAACAAAAAUGGUACUGACUGCAUGAAGUGUGGGUGGAAGAAGACACAGAGGAAACCUGAACGACGACUCUGGCUGUAUGUCGCAGUCUGGGUACUCCGGCCGUGUGUUGCACUCCAGGGAUUAGUGCCCAAUUUUUUUUAUUUCACUUUAUUACAAAUCUAAAAUAUUCCUUCAAGGUUAAAAAAAACCAUUAAUAAUACAAAUGGAUUUAUGAUUAUAUACCAGAUUUUUAGUGUGGCCAUUGAGAACUAAGCGACUAAUCGACGCCUGUCUCUUUCAGAUUAGACGAAAGCGAAGCCCGACACCAACAAAAUAAUUUCUACAGAGGACAAAGAAUCCUUCCUUCGUAGGCUCACUGGCAUAUAUAUGUAAAUACCUAGGUCACUCUGUAUUAAAGCAUUAUAUCCGAAGUGACAUUUAUAGACAUACUGCGGUUUUUUUCCUGACCGGGCGCAUAGUUGUGGAAAAAAAAUUACCUUUAGCAAUCAGCUUCGUGUUAUGUAUUUGUGUUAGCAUUGUAUUAAUUUCAAAGUGCAGAUGUUAAUGUCAACUUUUAUAAUUAUGCCGACAGCAAUUCUUCCGUCGCAUUUGGGAACUGACCAAUCAGGUUUCUCCGUGAGUCAGGAGUCGAGCCGUAUAUAUAAAAAAGAAAACAAAAUCAAUGGGUAUAUGUUUAUCUAUUGUGACUUGGUUGUGUUUAACAGAGGUUUGUGUUAUAAUCAUCUCGGACUUAUAAGCUUUAAGGAGCUGUGUCCAUGUCUUUAAUAAAUAAACUCUAGGAUGAUACUAUUCACACACAUCACUAUUAACCCACAUUAAACCUUCUCUCUUUUCUUCUUUCUUCAAUUACUUUCUCCCAUUUUCGUUCCUUGUUAAGAUUUAAACAAAUAAUUUAUAUAUAGUAAUUCAUCUCUGUAUUUAAAUUGCGUUCUGUGA